CCUGGGGCCCUCAGCCCCACCCUGAGCUGUGUUGUAGUUGUCUCAGCCUCUCCACCCCCAAGGGCUCAGCUGGCUCUGUUGGACCUGCCUCAGCCCUGUGUCCCUGGUCACUGUCCUGGGCCUGCUGGCUGGGUUGUCACUCCUAUGGGAGCUGCUGUCCCCUGCCGUGUCCCGUGCGUGGGAGCAUGCAUCCUGGGAGCUCGCCAGUGAAGCUGCAGGCAGCAGCUUCUUGAACCUGAAGCUGUCCAGGACCUGCUUUGGAGACAGCAGGGCUAAAUCUUAACCCUGUGACACCCCCAGGUGACUUUUCCACAUGUCUGGGAGCCUUCACUACCUUCUUAAUGUCUGACCAUUGCCAUCAGGAAGUCUUCUUCAGCCUUUGCUUGUACCCAGAGCAAGAGCAAGCUGAAUCCCAGGAAGGCUCCCGACCAGCACCAAGGCUAAACCAGAAGCUCCUGGCCCAAACGUGGUGUGGCUUUGCCCCAGGGGGGGCAGAUUCAGAGAGGACCUGGGGAUGUCCACCACGGUGCAGUGAGAGGUGGGUGCUUCAGCCGCUGCCUCGGAGGCGGAUGGGUUUGGUUUCCAGCCCGGGGGCAGCGGGUGCGAGGGGUGCGGGAGGAAUGAGCAGCGGGCUGGUGCUCCGCACCCCGCUUCCCGAGGACACCUCGGCGUUCACGCCGCUGAAGCCUGUCAGCAUGUCAGGGGAAGCUGGAGAAGACACCCCAGUCUUUGAGGACAUCAAACCCCCCGCCCGGCCCCUGGAGAACCCCCCCGACCUGACGCAGCUGCACCCCAUGAGGAUGGAACCGCGGAUGCCGCCGCUCAUUCUUGAGGCACGGUCCGAGAUGGAUAAGUACCUCUCCAGCGAGGUGCCCCCCAUCCCAAUGAUCCCAGACAAGAAGUACCGCCGGGAGAGCGCCUCGGUGGUGGAUGAGUUCUUCUCCACAGAGAAGCCCACCUCCACGCCCUACAGCGUCAACAUCAACGUCAUCCUGCCCGACACCACCCACCUGCGCACCGGACUCUACCGCCCGCCCAAACCCAUCGCCCCCUUCCCGCAGAUCAAAACAGAGCCUGGCACCAGCUUUGCCCAGCCCUGCUCUUCUGCCUCUGGCUCCACACAGACCCUGCCCGACUUCACCAGCGUCUUCAGCAUGCCCCAGUCAGUGGCAGUGAACAACAUCUUCAUCAAGCAGGAGAUGCCCUCCGAGAUGCCCUUAUCCACCAACCCGCAGCAGUCUCACCUCUACCAGAUGCCUCUUGGCAGCGCUGACAUCACCACCUUGACGUCCUCCUCCAACAGCACCACAGCUAUCAACAGUCUCAGUGGUGUUACCAUGUCCACGGGCAACCCCAUGGCCAGUGUUGUCCACAGACCUGUCCAGCCAGGAGGGCCACUAAAGCAGUACCCUCAUGUCUCCCAGGGACAGGGAAACUUCAACAUCUCAGGGCAGUUCUACCCUGCUCCAGGGGUGAACCUGCCCCCUUCACCGCCCAACUCACAGCCUGGCAGCCCAGAAAAUCAACCAGAGCUCAUCAACACCAUCUCUCCCCCUCCAUCCUAUGAAGCCACUUUCGGACUGAAGUUGGUCCAGUCAUCCCAGGUCCCCCCAGUCCCCAACGGCCUUGGAACCCUCUCCCAAGGGCACAUUGUCAUGCAGCCCCCCAAAUACAACAGACGCAACAACCCUGAGCUGGAGAAGAGGAGAAUCCACCACUGUGACUUCCCAGGUUGCUCCAAAGUUUAUACCAAGAGCUCCCACCUGAAGGCACAUCAGAGGACUCACACAGGUGAGAAACCCUACAAGUGCACGUGGGAAGGCUGCGACUGGCGCUUUGCCCGCUCCGACGAGCUGACCCGGCACUAUCGGAAGCACACAGGAGCCAAACCCUUCAAGUGCCUUGCCUGCGGCCGCUGCUUCUCCCGCUCCGACCAUCUGGCUCUCCACAUGAAGAGGCACCAGAACUAGGAGCCACCUACCUUCACCACUCCUCCCAGAGCAGCUCAAACUCUUUUUUUUUCCCCCCCCUUUUUUCUCCCCCCUUUUUAUUUUCCCUUCCUGAGGAGGCAUCUUCUUUUCUCCUAACACAGGAACAAACCCAUGCUGUGAUCAACCAGUGGGGCAAGACCCCCCAGUCCCCCCUUUGCAAGCCCUCUCCCCAGCUAUUCUGGUUUUAAGGGAAAUUUCAUUAAAAAAGCAGUUUUAAUUACAGACUGAUCUCGUGACGAGGCUCCUGGCAGCACUGGAGGUGCUGGGCCUUGGAUUCCAAAGGCUGUGCUUCCAGCAAACCUGCUAUUUAUUUGCCACUCAGGAGCAGCUGUCCUUUGUGCCUCGAGCUCUUUGGGAUUAUUUCGCCUCCCUUUUUUAGGGUGGUGCCUGAGGAGGGUUGUGAUGGGUUGGUAGCUUGGCUCUGCGUGAGAGGUCUCACUCCAGACUGUCCUCUGGGACUGCCCCAUGGCAUGGCCACCUUAUCCCAUGGUAAGGCUAUGGAUAUGCCACCUCGUCCCGUGGUAUGGCCAUAGAUGUGCCACCUCGUCCCAUGGUGUGAUCGUGGAUGUUCCACCUUGCCCCCUAGUGCAGCCAUGGAUGUGCCACCUCUGAUGUGUGAGAGCAGAAGCACAUGCCCAGGGCUGUUUGGGUUGACAAUCCCAAUCUCUGUGGGGGCAUAGAAGAAAAGACCUGUGACAUACUCGCCUGACAGUGCCUUCAAGCAAGGAACAGCACAAAAGCCGAUGACAAAAGCCAUCAUCUGUGUGCCACAGAGUCCAUCUGUGGCUUCCUGGCAGCUGACUCAUUCAGGGCUGUCAGUAUCUGCCCUGCUUGACCAGGUUUUUUUGGUUAUGUCCUUAGCAUUUCUGCUUCCAAGACAAAUCUGACUUCAGGAGUCUCUGGGAGGACUGGCACAGCUCUUGAAGCCACCCAGGGGACUGCAAAGCAAGCCACCAGUUUGCCAGUGGAAACCAGACUGUAUUUUCCCAGUAGCAAUACCCAGGACACAGUUUGCCUUUUUUGGAAAGCCACCAGCUCAUGCCUUGAACAGGAACAUGAGGGAUCAGUCACUACCACUCUCACCCAGCUUUUGCUGUUGCUGCUUCACCACCUUCAGACAAAAGAAAAGGAGAAGGCAUCGUUGAACUCAGAUCCCAAUAAAUCCUGCUGUUCAGAUUGUGAUCACCUUACCUACCUCACGGCUUCACCACCUUGGACUUCCUUCCUCUGCUGUGGAGUGCCUCACAGGGGGCACAUCAACCAUUCUUCAAAGCCUACUGAGAGUUAAACUGAGGUAGGACAGGAAUCAAGCCAGGCCAGUUUAAACAGCAGCUGUGCAGGUGAUCAAUAAAUCAGGGACAAAUCAUGGGCCUGCUAUGUCCAACAGGCUAUUGAUUUCCUCCUCUCUUGUUCUUCCUCCAGCAAAUCGAAGUGCCUGCAUCAGGGACUGGAAGAGCCACCCUGAACUGUGGCAUCUUCAGGUAGUGGGAAUUUCAAGGCCACUUCUCCCUGCUCUUGCCCAACUUACACCUUGGCCAAAGACGGGUCCUGCUUGUCUUGGAUAAAUUGAAGCUGGUCAGGAGCUACAGGAGGGGAAUGAUUUUGGGAUGGAGUGUUCAUGAUGUAGGUUUUGGGAUGGAUGAUGUGCCCAGGGCUGGUGGUGCAGUGCUGCAUUGAGCCUUUCAUGUGGCUCUUUGACAAGAAGCCUCCUCCUUUCUUCAUGCUACCAGUGAAGGUGGGAAUGGAGAGGGGAAAUCAGGCCAACAAAAGGUUGGAAACUGGUUUAGGUGACUUUCCCUGAUGGUGCAUGGGGAGAUGUUUCCAAAUCUCAGCACUAGGGCUUUUGCCUGCCUGGGAGGCUUGAUGAUGACACCUUCUUGACGUGAUGCUCGGAAUGCCUGGCUCAUAAAUCACCUUUUGCUGACUACAUGUAUGUCCCCCAUGUCCUCUUCCCAGCUCUUUCCUUGCUUGCUGUCACAGGUCACUGGAGAUGGGCAGGUGCUGGAGCAAAUGCAUUUGUUUACCAUCAGCCUUGCUGUGUGUGGGCUCUGGCUUCACUUCAGGGCACAGAACAGGACCCUGCCCCUGCCUUGACCUAGCCUCCUCCUUUUUCCCACAUCACUUUGGAGGCUGGGUUGAGCUAUAUGAGUGAGAAGGGUGUGCAGUGCCUUCUACCCCCAAAAACAGAGGGGCAGGAGAGAUGUGCAGCCUGAAGCCUCCAUGCAAGGGGCUUCUGCUCAGAGGUGGAUGUGGAGAAGCCUUAGGGAAUGUCUCUGAUGAUGGAAAAACCCCUCGGAGCACGGUGGGGGAGCAGGAGCAUGUGGCUGCCAGCACAGGCACGUUGAGCUCAUGCCAAAGGAAUGUCAGGGUAGAAUGGAAAUGCCUCAGCCAGUCCCUGCCAGUGUCUCCAGGAAGCUCAGGUUGCCUUGGUGGGGUUAGUGGAGACCUAAUGUGGCUGUGUUGGGACCUGCUGUGCUCCACCCUAUUCAGCUGGCACCAGUUCAGCUCCUCGAAAGGUGAGCCCUGACAUGGUGAGCUUGUGACACCAGUCAAGGGGCAGCCAGCACCCACAGUGGUAACAACAAUCUCUGUGUGGGAAGACUCUUUUUUUGGUUCAUCUGUUGUGGUUGAACCUCCUAAAUGUGUGAGCCAAGGGCACGAGAUCAACCCAACCACCAUGUGGGCUAUCAGGAUAAUUGUGAGGCUAGCCCUCACCUGAGGCCCUUAGAGGGGUCUCAUCAUCCCCUCCUCUUUAUUUUGGAGAAGGAAACCUCCACUCCACAUUUCCAUGUUUUCUUCCCUUGUUGUGCUGAUGGAGCCCAAAACAAUCAUCACAAAGCCAAAACAAGCAGCAGGCAGCUUUGAAAUCAUUUCCCUGAUGCUCUUGGUGUGCAGACAAAAGGCAUCUGCUCAGCCUCAGGUGGACUCUGUGUGUGCAGAUGUUUAUUACUUCUUUUUACUGUGAUGGGGGAAGAGGGGAGGUGGGCAGCAGAGGAAGAAGCAUCUAAAAACCCAGCCCAAAACAGUCAAAGGCAAAACCACAGCAAGCCUGUGCUGUGAUUUCUCCACUGUCGUGUGCGCAGAAGGGGAUAACCUUCAGCCUUAUGUUUCAUUGCAGCUCUUGGUGAAAGCUGUGGGAGAGGGAGAGUAAUGCUGAUGAUCCUCUUUGCCUGCUGAUCAGGUUCACUCAGCUCAGACUUCAUCACAACAAAGUUGGUUUACAUCCUUCUAGACCCUAAUGAUGGUUCUCAGGCAUUGCUCUGUUCUUCUUCCCAAGUCCUCUCCUCUGUUGGUUAUUUCCAGGUUUCACCAUCCCUUGGGAGACUGAGAUCUGAGAGAUCUCAGCUGGGUUUGUUCAGCCUGGAGGAGAGGAGGCUCCAGGGAGACCUUGUCACCAUGUUCUAGUGUUUAAGGAGUGAAAGCAGGGGGAGAUGUUUCACCAUCACUUGGGGAGUGUAGAUCUGGGAUAUCUCAGGUGGGUUUGUUCACCACCACUUGAACAGUAGACUGGGGAAUGAGAUCUGAGAGAUCUCAGCUGAGUUGGUUCAGCCUGGAGAAGAGAAGGCAACUCAGGGGAGCCCUUAGCCCCAUGUUCUAGUGCUUAAAGAGUGAAAGCUGGGGCAGAUGAGGAGUGAUACAGAUGAAGCAAACCCCCUCUUUGCUCCAUGAGCUGGUGUGUGAACUCCAGCAUCCUCUGGGACACAGUGGUGAAGGUUUCCAAGCCAGAGAAGUCUCUGCUGCACCUGUACAUAGUGGGGGGUGGGAAAUAAAGGGCUGUAAAUAGGAGCAGAGCAGUGUGUGGCUUGGGGUGGGGGGUGGGAAAUGCUCUGCAUGGAUCAAAGAUGAUAAUUGAUUGUUUACUGUCCAAGAUGAACACAAUGUGAAAAUCAGGACCUAGAGACCUUGGGUGGAAGGUUUAUUUUUCCGGUGAUGCUUUUGUUUGUUAUGUUUCCCCCUCUUCCCUCCCCCUCCCCUUAAAAAGCCUCCCCUAUGACUAUUAAUCCAGCUCAUAUUUUGUAAUAAAAUUUUAUCACGUGGA
Messenger RNA from Pogoniulus pusillus (Red-fronted tinkerbird), 6030 nucleotides. Its product is annotated as Krueppel-like factor 5. NCBI's taxonomy places the organism in Eukaryota, Metazoa, Chordata, Aves, Piciformes, Lybiidae. The transcript is spliced from 7 exons. Bases 342 to 1970 code for a protein of 542 amino acids. Gene Ontology annotation, biological process: regulation of transcription by RNA polymerase II. Gene Ontology annotation, molecular function: DNA-binding transcription factor activity, RNA polymerase II-specific; RNA polymerase II cis-regulatory region sequence-specific DNA binding. The record is from RefSeq and is a predicted model, not a curated record.